AUGAAGAGCCCUGAAAGUCAGCCAACAAUAUCAGCCAUUCUUAAUAAAACUAAUAUUUGGAAACAUUCUGAUCCUAAAUCAAUAAUAAUUUCUAAAUUUAUAGGGGAAAUGAUAGCGUGUGACCACCAGCCGAUUUCAAUCUUGGAGGAUAUAGGCUUUAAAAGGCUUUUACAUCAUUUAUGUCCAAAUUACAAAAUUCCCAAUAGAAAGUAUUUUUCGCAAGGAGUUAUUCCGGAUAUAUAUGAAAAACUCUCCGAAAAAAUUCGUAAAGAAAUUUUGGUUGACGAUUCUUUUUUAUCCUUUACGGUAGAUAUAUGGACUAGAAAUUCAGGUGGCGAUUCUCACAUCUCAUUAACAUGCCACUAUAUAAACCAAAAUUUUCAACAAAUUAAUAGAGUUCUAAAUGUUAAAACAUUUAAUGAGUCGCAUACAGCAAUAAAUAUUGCUCAAAUUUUAGAUGAAAUUAUUAAUUAUUGGGAUAUAAAGAAAAAUAAAAUACACCUAAUCAUUAGAGAUAAUGCACCCAAUAUAACUUUGGCCAUGAAAAAUGGGAAAUUUCAAAGCGUUUCGUGUUUUGCACAUAGUUUGCAAUUGGUUGCACAGGCAGCAAUUUUAUCACAGAGAUCUAUUAUUGACAUGCUUGCCCGGGUUAGAAAAAUAGUAGGACACUUUAAACAUUCUUCUAUUGCACAAAAUUGUCUCAAAGAAAUCCAAAUUCGAUUAAGUCUAGCCCAGCACAAAUUAAUCCAGGAUGUGCCCACCCGUUGGGAUUCUACCUGUUAUAUGCUCGAAAGAUUGAUAGAACAAAAAAGGGCGGUACAGCUGUUCAUUAUCGAUAAUCCUAAUUUGGGAAAUCUCUCAUUAUAUGAGUGGGAAUUAGCAGAAAGGGUAAUUGAUGUUCUUGAACCAAUUCAGAGAGUAACAAAAGAAAUAAGUACGGAAUCAUGUUCAAUUAGCAAUGUUAUACCCUUUGUUGAAAUUCUGAAAAGUGAAUUAACAAUUAAUGGGGACACAGAUAGAGGUGUGCAGACUAUGAAGAAUACCACUAAUAAUCAAUUAACAACUCGGUUUUUUGAUAUUUAUGAUGAUGACAAUUAUGUUGUCGCAACAUUACUUGAUCCUCGAUAUAAGGAUUUCUUUUUGCCAAAAAACAUAUCAUACAUAGAAAAGCUCAGGACUGCAUGUAAUGACAAUGAGAAAAAUGUUCCACAUAACAUUAAAAAAUGCAAAUUUAAUUUAAGGGAUGCUUAUAAAUUGAAAAUCAAAGAAAAACUAGUAAUAAAUGAAAUCGAUAAAAACUCGAAUAACAUUGAUGAUAUUGAUAUUAUAUCCCCAGUGAAUCCACUUGAAUAUUGGAGAGUUAAUGCUGUAAAUAUCCAACUUUAUCAACACUUGCACGUAAAUUUUUGGCUCCUCCAGCAACAAGUGUCUAUCUGA
Gordionus sp. m RMFG-2023 is the source of this 1437-nucleotide messenger RNA. RefSeq names its product zinc finger BED domain-containing protein 4-like. NCBI's taxonomy places the organism in Eukaryota, Metazoa, Nematomorpha, Gordioida, Chordodea, Parachordodidae. Bases 1 to 1437 code for a protein of 478 amino acids. The transcript has 4 exons. The record is from RefSeq and is a predicted model, not a curated record.